Molecule: messenger RNA, 337 nt
Organism: Mus musculus (house mouse)
Lineage: Eukaryota; Metazoa; Chordata; Mammalia; Rodentia; Muridae
Gene: Bola2
Product: bolA family member 2
Exons: 3
Coding region: 38-298 (86 amino acids)
Biological process (GO): protein maturation; intracellular iron ion homeostasis
Cellular component (GO): cytoplasm; nucleus
Molecular function (GO): 2 iron, 2 sulfur cluster binding
Source: RefSeq, marked validated
UUUGCACGCUGGGCUGUAGCCCCGCCGGGCUGUGGUUAUGGAACUCAGCGCCGAUUACCUCCGCGAGAAGCUGCGGCAGGACCUGGAGGCAGAGCAUGUGGAGGUGGAGGACACGACUCUGAACCGUUGCGCGACCAGCUUCCGAGUCCUGGUGGUGUCGGCUAAGUUCGAGGGAAAGCCACUGCUCCAGAGACACCGGCUGGUGAACGAGUGCUUAGCCGAAGAGCUCCCGCACAUCCAUGCCUUUGAGCAGAAAACUCUGACCCCAGAGCAGUGGACCCGACAGCGGCGUGAAUGAGGGGCCUAGGCCUGAACAGUCAUUAAAAUUUAAACCUGG